Microdochium trichocladiopsis is the source of this 1620-nucleotide messenger RNA. RefSeq names its product general substrate transporter. The record is from RefSeq and is a predicted model, not a curated record. NCBI's taxonomy places the organism in Eukaryota, Fungi, Ascomycota, Sordariomycetes, Xylariales, Microdochiaceae. Gene Ontology annotation, biological process: transmembrane transport; carbohydrate transport. The coding region runs from base 1 to 1620 and encodes 539 amino acids. Gene Ontology annotation, cellular component: membrane. The transcript has 2 exons. Gene Ontology annotation, molecular function: carbohydrate:proton symporter activity.
AUGGCCGACGCAACCGCUCUCACUACGGGCCCCUCGCCCGCCAUGACCAUCCGGCAGCGGCUACAGCUCUUCACCUGGCCGGUGGGCUUCCUGGCGAUCCUGACCAGCGUUGCCAUGUUCAACUGGGGCUACGACACGCUCGUCUUCAGCGGCGUCGUCGCCAUGAAACACUUCAAUAUAAAGUUCGGCCAGUGCCACACAUCACUCACCACGGGCCUGCCCGUCUGCGAGAUCCCAGGCAGCACCGUCUCCAUCAUGAACGCGGCCCCUUUCGCCGGCAAGCUCGUUGGCAUCUGGAUGGCCGCCCCGUUGGCGCAGAGGAUCGGUCGCAAGCCAAUCUUCCUCGUCGUGGUUUGCACCUCCUGGGUCGGCGUCAUCUUGCAGAUAACAGCCACGACUGUAGCGCAGUUCACUGUUGGUCGGGUCGUCUGCUACAGCAUGACGGGCAUAUGCGCUCCUGUCAUUCCCGCCUACGUCGCAGAAGUUGCCCCUGCCGAGUUGCGCGGCAUGCUCGUUAGCCUGAUGCAUCUUCAGAUCGUCCUCGGCAACAUCAUCGCGUCCGUCAUCAACACGCGAACGUCCAAAAUUGACAGCAAUUCGUCAUGGUUGAUUCCAAUUGGUCUUCAAUUUGUCAUGCCCAGCGUCAUGGCAGCUGGCUACCCGCUCCUCGUCGAGUCUCCUCGAUGGCUCGUCUCCGAGAACCGCACCGACUGCGCAAUCGCCGCGCUUCGCCGCCUGCGUGGUUCCACGGUCUCAGAGUCAGACAUCGCCAGCGAAGCCGACCUCCUCGUGACGGCCAACACGAACCAGUCCAAAGGCCGCUGGAGCGAGGUCUUGUCCGGCACGAACCGCCGGCGCACGCUGAUCGGCAUCCUCGCGCUCGUGGGGCAGCAGAUCACUGGCCAGGUCUUUGUGCUGCAGUACGGCGUGCUCUUCUACCAGAAGCAGGGCUACACCAACAGCUUCGAGCUCCUCGCGGGCGGCCUCGUCGUCUCCCUCGUCGUCAGCAUCUUUACCACUUUCGUGGUCGACCACUUUGGCCGCAGACCGCUGCUCAUCACGGGCGGCAUCGGCCAGGCCGUGUUCCUGCUUCUCAUCGGCGCCGUCAGCACCCCGCUCGGCGUGACCAGGACCGUCCUCAACCUCCAAGUCGCGGGCUUCUACCUCUGGGCCAUCGCGUACUGUCUCUCCUGGGCGCCCCUGUCGUAUGUCAUCCUCGCCGAGGCCUCGCCGACGCGCCUGGUCGAGAAGACGAACCUGAUCGCCACCUCGGUCAACGUCGUGGUCGCGUUCGCCGUGUCCCUGUCUGCCCCGUACCUGCUCUACGAGGAGUACGCCAACCUGGGCGGCAAGGUCGGGUACAUCUACGGCAGCUUCGCCCUCAUGCUGGCCGUGCUGGCGUUCUUCUUUGUGCCAGAGAUGAAAGGGCGGACCCUGGAGGAGAUUGAGGUCUUGUUCGCAGACCGGGUCCCGACGCGCAAGUUCAAGGGCACCCAUGUCGACGUGGCGUCGCUUAAAAUAGGUGACAGCGUGGCCGACUCGGCCAGGCAGGGUCCAGCCGUCGACCAGAAGAGGGACGAGGUUGUUGUAGAGACCAAGAAGGGCGAUGGGCAGGUCUAA